Molecule: messenger RNA, 276 nt
Organism: Gaeumannomyces tritici R3-111a-1
Lineage: Eukaryota; Fungi; Ascomycota; Sordariomycetes; Magnaporthales; Magnaporthaceae
Exons: 4
Coding region: 1-276 (91 amino acids)
Source: RefSeq, a predicted model, not a curated record
AUGGGCUUUAACCCUUCCCUGUCCUUUGGGCCAAAAAUAACCCGGGCUUUGAAUAAAUCCGGCAAAACAACCCCAAAAUAUAUAAAAAGCGGUAGCUUUGCUCUUUCGAUUCCAGUUAAAGUUAUCGAAAUUUUCGCCAGUCUUCCGGGGCAAGGCCCAAAUUUCGGUAUUUUAAGGCAUUGUUAUUGGAUGUACCAAACCAAAUCGCACCACGGCAUGCUUCGGAUUUCUUUAUUGGAAGGGUUUCCUAAAAGGGAUCGGAUCCUUUCCCGGUAA